CCGGAAACACCGAAACCCAGAGACCUCUUGGGGAGCCGCCGCCGCCGUCCUCUCGGCCGUCGCUGCCUCCGCCGCCUGCUCCACCUCGAGGGACGCGAGCGGGCGGCGGGGCGGGCCGUGAGAGAGACAGAAGAGGAAGGAGGGCAGGGGCGGAGUUGCCCGCCUUAGCCCCCGCCCCCGGCCGCGGCCCCGGGCCCUGCCCCGCGCGGCCCUGCCCGGCCCGCCGAGCCCCGGUGUGGCAGCGGCUCAUGGCGGCCGUGGGGCCCCCGCAGCAGCAGGUGCGGAUGGCCCAUCAGCAGGUCUGGGCGGCGCUCGAAGUGGCGCUCCGGGUGCCCUGCCUUUACAUCAUCGACGCCAUCUUCAACUCCUACCCCGAUUCCAGCCAAAGCCGGUUCUGCAUCGUGCUCCAGAUCUUCCUCCGGCUCCUUGGUGUAUUUGUAUCCAGUAUUGUUCUGAUCUUGUCACAACGAUCACUUUUCAAGUUUUACAUGUACAGCUCAGCCUUUCUGUUAGCUGCAACUUCAGUGUUGGUGAAUUAUUAUGCUUCUUUGCACAUUGACUUCUAUGGUGCCUACAACACGUCAGCUUUUGGAAUUGAGCUGCUUCCUCGAAAAGGUCCCUCGCUGUGGAUGGCACUUAUCGUUCUACAGCUAACAUUUGGAAUUGGAUACGUUACACUACUCCAGAUUCAUUCCAUCUAUUCACAAUUAAUUAUUUUGGAUCUCUUGGUUCCUGUAAUAGGCUUAAUCACAGAGCUACCAUUACACAUCAGAGAGACUUUAGUGUUUACUUCUUCCUUGAUUCUCACAUUAAAUACAGUGCUUGUCCUGGCAGUGAAACUGAAGUGGUUUUAUUAUUCCACACGAUAUGUUUAUCUUUUGGUGAGGCACAUGUAUCGAAUUUAUGGAUUACAGUUAUUGAUGGAGGACACAUGGAAGAGGAUUCGUUUCCCAGACAUACUCCGAGUCUUUUGGCUAACAAGAGUUACAGCUCAGGCUACAGUGUUAAUGUACAUCUUAAGGAUGGCAAAUGAAACUGAUUCCUUCUUUAUUUCUUGGGAUGAUUUUUGGGACCUCAUUUGCAAUCUUAUAAUUAGUGGAUGUGAUUCUACACUAACUGUACUGGGCAUGAGUGCUGUAAUUUCCUCAGUAGCCCAUUAUUUGGGGCUUGGAAUAUUGGCCUUUAUUGGAUCAACUGAGGAAGAUGACAGGCGUCUUGGCUUUGUUGCACCUGUUUUAUUUUUUAUUUUGGCUCUUCAGACUGGGUUAAGUGGGCUAAGACCAGAAGAGAGACUUAUUCGCUUAAGUAGAAACAUGUGCCUUUUAUUAACUGCAGUCCUGCAUUUUAUCCAUGGAAUGACAGACCCUGUAUUAAUGUCUCUCAGUGCCUCUCAUGUGUCAUCUUUUCGUAGACAUUUUCCUGUGCUGUUUGUCUCUGCUUGCCUGUUUAUUCUUCCUGUCUUACUCAGUUAUGUUCUUUGGCAUCACUAUGCACUAAAUACAUGGUUGUUUGCAGUUACAGCAUUUUGUGUGGAACUGUGCUUAAAAGUAAUUGUUUCUCUCACUGUUUAUACGUUAUUCAUGAUUGAUGGCUACUAUAAUGUCCUCUGGGAAAAGCUUGACGAUUAUGUCUACUACGUUCGUUCAACAGGCAGUAUUAUUGAAUUUAUAUUUGGAGUUGUAAUGUUUGGAAAUGGGGCUUACACUAUGAUGUUUGAGUCAGGAAGUAAAAUUCGGGCUUUUAUGAUGUGCCUACAUGCAUACUUUAACAUCUACUUACAAGCCAAAAAUGGCUGGAAGACAUUUAUGAAUCGUAGGACUGCUGUGAAGAAAAUUAAUUCACUUCCUGAAAUAAAAGGGAGCCGCUUACAAGAAAUAAAUGAUGUAUGUGCAAUCUGCUAUCAUGAGUUUACAACAUCUGCUCGUAUUACACCAUGUAAUCAUUAUUUCCAUGCACUUUGCCUUCGGAAGUGGCUGUACAUUCAAGAUACUUGUCCAAUGUGCCAUCAGAAAGUAUACAUCGAAGAUGAUAUCAAGGAUAAUUCAAAUGUAUCCAACAACAAUGGAUUUACUCCACCCAAUGAAACUCCAGAGGAAGCUGUAAGAGAAGCUGCUGCUGAAUCUGACAGGGAAUUGAACGAAGAUGACAGUACAGAUUGUGAUGAUGAUGUUCAAAGAGAAAGAAAUGGAGUGAUUCAGCACACAGGCGCAGCAGCUGAAGAAUUCAAUGAUGAUACUGACUGAUGAAAAUAGCAUUUAUUAAUCAUUGAGGUAUUUGUUUAAAAUUCAGUUCAUCCAAAAUGGAGUAAUAUCCUUCACCUUCAGUGUGUAACCAAGCACAAAAACAGUAUCAGUGUUGAAUCUGUGAAUGGUUUUCCGUUUACUGUGAUGUGCUACUGUAAAUAUACCUCUUUAAUUACUUCUGGUCUCUUUGGUGACCUGUUUAAAUUUGUGUACAUUAUUGUACAUAGAAUAAAACGUUUUCACAUUUUUAUGACAAAA
Messenger RNA from Pongo pygmaeus (Bornean orangutan), 2501 nucleotides. It is a transcript of the gene RNF139, whose product is annotated as ring finger protein 139. Gene Ontology annotation, biological process: proteasome-mediated ubiquitin-dependent protein catabolic process; ERAD pathway. The record is from RefSeq and is a predicted model, not a curated record. Gene Ontology annotation, cellular component: Derlin-1 retrotranslocation complex; endomembrane system. Gene Ontology annotation, molecular function: zinc ion binding; ubiquitin protein ligase activity. Lineage: Eukaryota; Metazoa; Chordata; Mammalia; Primates; Hominidae. The transcript has 2 exons. Bases 249 to 2243 code for a protein of 664 amino acids.